Messenger RNA from Cucurbitaria berberidis CBS 394.84, 1272 nucleotides. RefSeq lists its product as uncharacterized. NCBI's taxonomy places the organism in Eukaryota, Fungi, Ascomycota, Dothideomycetes, Pleosporales, Cucurbitariaceae. The transcript has a single exon. The record is from RefSeq and is a predicted model, not a curated record. The coding region runs from base 1 to 1272 and encodes 423 amino acids.
AUGAAGAAGAAGAAGAAAGCGAAUAGUGCUACGGCAACGCCUACGAAUGGGUCUGAAGAGGGUGUGGGUGACUCUACAGCGACUAGGACAUUACGACGAGUUAAGACGGUGGACUUUGUAGAGAAGGGGUCGGAGUCGUUGCUCUCAGCACCCUCUACCACCGUUGUACCGGAAAGGGUCGACAUGGCCAUAAAUCAGUCUGGCAUAUUGCCUGCGUGCGAUGGCAGACCCGCAAAGCUGGUUCAUAGGGCCCCCUCUUGUCCUAACCUGAUUCGAACAGUGAAGAGUAGUCUGGUGGACCCAGCUAUCACACGGACCGAUGUCCAUGUUCUUACCAUCGCUCCCUCAUGGAGUGCUGAAGACACUGCUAGUGAAGGAGCCGAUCCCGCAACGCCCACGAUGCAAAUCGUGGAAUCGAAGAACGGCUGCUACGAGGUAGUCUGGGACGACGUACCAGCAGAUCAAAGCAUCAGAGUCCGACGACGAAGCUCUUCCGCAUGCCACGCACUAGAAAUGAUCAGCCCAUCAGCUAGGGGGCUGGAACGCGUCAACACAAAGUUAUCCGACUGGUCUGCAACCUGGAAUAGUCCGUCGGGGAGCUUCAAGCCUACGAUUGUAGUCUUUCCUGACGAUGAUGGCCGUGCAUCUCUAUAUGAGUGCUCCGUGGACGACGAUGAGGAUCUGGUCGUGCUGGCACCUCCAAACAGCCAGAUCACCAGUAGAGCGCCGUCACGACUCCCUUCACGACCUGCCAGUGCGCCCAUGACGAGAGUAGCAUCGCACGAAGACAUGGCACUUUCAGGAAUGCCGCAACCAGACGAACAAGACGAACAAGAGUCGACAGAUCGAGCAGAACAACUGGUUGUAUCGAAUUCGAACCCUGAUAGUCCACCCGAACGCUCCGUCGACGCAAACCGACGAAUGAACUGGCCUCCCGCGCCUCGGAAACUCUCCAACAUCGAAGAAGCAGAUCUAAAGUUCCGCGGUCAUCGCGACUCCGUUACCAUUGCGCAUUCCCGCCUGCUACACUCGGGGGGUAUUGCGCCCGAGCUGUUUACUCAUCGAGACUCGACGUCUAUGGCGAAGAAGCGCAUGCAUGCACGGAAUCAUGCUGCGGCAGCAUCAGCAGAAGGGCGGAGGCGUUCCCACUCCUACGAUGCGCAGUCUGCGGGGCUGAGGUUUGAGGCUGUGGGGGAUCUACCGACUGUCACGGAACAUGGAACACAACCUGCUCCUACAUAUGGUAAUUUGGCUGCGAGAGUCUGUUUGUAG